Molecule: messenger RNA, 1293 nt
Organism: Arachis stenosperma
Lineage: Eukaryota; Viridiplantae; Streptophyta; Magnoliopsida; Fabales; Fabaceae
Product: receptor-like kinase TMK3
Exons: 2
Coding region: 1-1293 (430 amino acids)
Molecular function (GO): protein binding
Source: RefSeq, a predicted model, not a curated record
AUGAAUCCUUCUUUGAAUCCAACCACAGGGUGGUCUUUUCCUUUGGACUUGAAAGAAUCAUUGCAAUUAACCAAUUUCUCUUUUGUGCACUGUAAUUUGGUUGGACCAUUGCCUGAAUUUCUAGGCAUAUUGCCUUCACUUUUGAAUCUGAGACACUUAUACAACAGAAUCUCUGGUGGAAUCCCAAACAGUUUUGGCCAAUCUUUAAUUCAGGUUUUGUGGCUUAACAAUCAAGAAGGUGGUGGCAUGAGUGGUUCUAUUGAUGUUAUUGCCUCAAUGAAUUUUCUUACACAGCUUUGGCUUAAUGGAAACAAGUUCAAUGGAAAAAUUCCAAACAACAUUGGGAAUUUAACUUCCUUGAAGGAGAUCAACCUCAAUGGAAACCAACUUGUUGGUUUGAUUCCAGAAUCAAUGGCAAACAUGGACCUUGAUCAAGUUGAUUUAAGCAAUAACAUGUUAAUGGGCCAAUACCAAAGUUUAAGGCUGCUACACAAGAAAAAUCAUAGUGGUACAUUGAGUCCUUCAAUUGCUAAGUUGAAUUCACUUGUUAGGAUUAUGCUUGCACAAAAUAAUAUAAGUGGCAAAGUCCCUAGUAAUUUUACUGAAUUGAAAUCACUGAGUUUGUUGGAUUUGAGUUAUAAAAAUUUUGAGCCUCCAUUGCCAAAGUUCAAUGAUGGUAUGAAGGUUGUUAUUGAUGGCAACCCUCUUUUUGCUGAUCAACAUGGAAACAGUCCUUCACCUAUUAGUAGUCCACAACCUUCACCCCAGAAUCCGGCAUCACCACGGCCUCGACUCUCUCUGCCACCAAAACCAAAACCAACACCCUCGGAUAUGCCACCUUCCCUUGCUUCGGUUCAAAGAUCAAAUGGCUUGAAAAGAUCAAAAUUGGUAGUAUUACUUGUUGGUGUCGGAAUCUUUACAUUUGUGGCUGUUUUGCUUGUUUCUCUAUUUGUAUGUUGUUUGAAGAAGAAAAAGGCUCCUAACAGUCAUAACACUCACACUCAUGAUACAUAUAAUCCAGAAACAGUGUUGAAAUUUGCAGUUUCAAGCUGUGAUGCUGAUACCAAGUCAACAAAGACAAUGUUAAGUUCUGUGAGUAACUUGAGUGGUGAAACAGAAAACACUCACAUGAGUGAUUCUCGAAACUUUGUAAUAUCAGUACAAGUUCUACGCGAGGUGACAAAGGAUUUUGCAACCAAAAAUGAGCUAAGGCGAGGCGGGUUUGGAACCGUUUACAAGGGAGAGCUAGGAGAUGGAACGAAGAUAGUAAUGAAGAACUCAAACACACUGUGA